Molecule: messenger RNA, 369 nt
Organism: Sclerotinia sclerotiorum 1980 UF-70
Lineage: Eukaryota; Fungi; Ascomycota; Leotiomycetes; Helotiales; Sclerotiniaceae
Exons: 3
Coding region: 1-369 (122 amino acids)
Source: RefSeq, a predicted model, not a curated record
AUGGCGCUCGAGCAAUUUUCUCCAAUACCACCAGUACGAAGCGGACCAAGCUUCACUUUGAGUAUUUUGGUGCAAUAUCCGCCUCGGCGGGUCAAGAGUCACGAGCCACGUAGUGAAAAGUGGCGUGAUCAUGGUGGAACGAUGACCUGCACACCCUUUUUCUAUGAGAUCUCACUGGAUCGCUGGUCGCAGUUCCAAGAUGCGUCUGAAAAUAUCUUAUUGAGUAUUUUCGGAUCAAUUUCAGGGUCUCCACGGAUUCGGGAAGAGCCACUUCCGAGACGGUUGUCCAACACGGUUAGCAUAAUGGUACCUAUAUUUGACAAGCCGAAGGACAUCGAGAUUGCUAGAAUCAAUGAACCAGAAAUCUAA